Molecule: messenger RNA, 2535 nt
Organism: Periophthalmus magnuspinnatus
Lineage: Eukaryota; Metazoa; Chordata; Actinopteri; Gobiiformes; Gobiidae
Gene: lrrc17
Product: leucine rich repeat containing 17
Exons: 6
Coding region: 408-1778 (456 amino acids)
Cellular component (GO): plasma membrane
Molecular function (GO): protein binding
Source: RefSeq, a predicted model, not a curated record
CUUAUAGCUCAUACUUUUGUCUAUCUCUUUCUUUUCGCACCAGUUGCAGCGUGAUCCAGAUGAGUGGGUGAGAAGCAAAGGAGCAAGAGGAAAGGAAGGAGAGAAAGAGGCUGAAAGAGGAGGAGGGAGAGAGAGAGAGGGCGAGGGAGAGAGAGAGAUUGGAGAAGCCAGUUGUUCGUCCUGCAGUCCUGGCUGGCUCUUUUAGUUUACAGGCAGCCAGGCAGAGUUUCUUGGCUUGCACACAGCUCUCAUGACAGGACUAGGAGUUGGGGACGCGGGACCAACCGGAGAUCUGCAGGUCCGAGCCAGAUUCUCUUCCUGUGCAGCUGUGACCGGCCCACAGCGCCCGGCACUCAUAGUCUGACAGCUGAGGUUGACCUGAGGACCAGAGAAUCCUCUGCUGCACCAUGCGUGUGCUUCCGGCCCUCCUGCUGCUCCUGGUGCUGCAGGCGGUGGAGCCCCGCAGGCGCUCAGGGGCAGGUGAGCGGGCAGGUCGGCGGGCGCGGGCAGGUGAGGAGGAGAUGGGGAGCAGAGUGCGAGGCAGAAACAGAGCUGCAGUGAACAGGCGCCAGACUCCACAGUGUAAAGAGUAUGAAGAGGCCGGAGACAAGUACCUUGACUGUCAGGACAGACAGCUCACCACCGUCAUGCAGGACUGGCCCACUGACAUACACCACCUGCUGCUGGCCCGCAACAAGAUCCAGGUUUUGCGAGACAACAUGUUCUCCCAGUUCACACAGCUCAAGAGUUUGGACCUGCAGCAGAACAUGAUCUCAUUGGUGGAGGAGCAAGCCUUCAACGGCCUGUCCAAGCUCACCACUCUGCUACUCCAACACAACAGCCUCAAAACAGCGUCAGAGGAAGUCCUACUACCCCUGCCUCGCCUCACCUACCUCCGGAUCUAUGACAACCCCUGGCACUGUCAGUGCUCUCUGGACAGUCUCAUCAGGACCAUACAGGUGCCGAGCAAACGCAACCUGGGUAACUAUGCCAAAUGUGCUGAACCGAUGUCGCUGAAAGGGCAGAAGCUGAAGAAAAUCGAUGCGGAUAUGCUGUGUGUGGAUAGAAAGCCAGGUGGAGGUGGACAGGGUGAACAGCAGGGAGGGGACAGGCCAAAACCAACCAAACGACCCAAAAUGGAUGCUACGUCAAUGUGCCACACGUAUAUGUUCCCCAGACCGGUGCUAGACUGCAGUCUCAAAGAUUUGAAGAACGUCCCAUCCGACCUGCCCUCUGACAUAGUAAAGAUGGAUCUGUCCAGGAACUCUAUCAGAACCCUCAGGCCCAAACAGUUCUUGCUGUCCAAAGACCUCAAGCUGCUCAAUCUAAGCAGCAACAGCCUGCAGAAGAUCGACACAGCUGCUUUUGCCGGUCUACUGUACCUCCGCGAGCUGGACCUGUCCAACAACAGCCUGCAGUAUUUCCAGUACGGGGUUCUGGAGGACUUGUACUUCCUCCGGACACUCUCCCUGGGCUACAACCCCUGGAUCUGCGACUACAACAUCCACUACCUGGUCUACUGGCUCAAGCACCACCCUGGGGUCUCCUACUCCGGUCUGGUCUGCUCCGAUCCACCCGAGUUCAGAGGGUGGAGAGUGGAGGAUUAUGUCAAGACCUACAAUGGAGAGUGUCCCAAAGAAAAGCAGACGGAUUUUGACACGAGUCCCGGGGUGCAGGGGGGAGAGAAUGAGGCGCAGGAGGUGGUGGUGACAGAGGGUGGACUACCACGACCCAUCAAAGAGAAACCAAACAGGAUUGAGAUCAUUAGAUUAAAUUAGAUGCAGUAAAAUUAGGCUCUUUCAAUGUUCAAAUUCUCUCAAUCAAUGUGGACAAUAAUAUGACCUUACAUGUGAUCUGCUUGGGACCCCACUAUAAAAUGAAAUAGAUGGCAAGUGUACAUUUUAGGUGUAAAACAUUUCAAAUCCGAUUUCAUAACUCUUAUUUAAGUAUUUUAUUGUGUUAUUUGAUCUAAUUCCCCCAAAAUGUACAGUUUACAGUGCAUUAUUUAUUCACUCCACACUUGAUGGUGGUAGUCACAGCUGCCCUGGGUCAGACUGACAGAAGUAAAGUUGCCAAUUCAGCCACCAGUAACAAUCACGACUCCCAUCCAAGUACUAACCAGGCCCGGCUUUUUAAUUAAUAGUAUUGGAAAUGAGAUUUGUUUUAAUGCCUAGAACCAUCUUGAUUCAGGACUAAAUAAAGACUAAUUAUGUUAAUCAUGACCUAUUAAAAAAAGGACUUGUGAGGACCGCCUUAGAUACUGUAAAAGUGUAACUUCAUUUUUGUCUUGUUUAUUUGUAGACCUUUCCCAUUCGAGUCUGUAUCAGAUAUUUGAACCUUCUUCUUCAUUUUGUUUUUAAUCUUUGUGAACUACAGGUGCUGCUUUUGCUACAUCUAAAUUAAAAUUGAAUUCAGGAAAUUUUGAGAUAGCGUUUGUUACUGAUAAGAUACAGUAGUUUUUGGUCUUGUUUUGGUAUGUUAUAAUAUUGUUUGCUCAUUUUCUGGGAAAUAAAAUGGCGUCUAUUUUUUCUGAAA